AGGUGCAUACAUUUAUAUACAGUAUGUAGAUAAACAAUUAGAACGGACAAACUCCACAGACUCCAGCAAACUGUGGAGGUCUCUGUUUACAUCAAAGGCCCUUAUUAGAAUACAAAUUAGGGAGUAUCCAAUCUUUUAAAUAUGCAAAAACAAACCCGGUUACUUUUGCUUUGUCUCUUAGCAAAGAUGCAAGGAAGUUCAUUAAGCACUGUUUACAUGGAACAAACUCCACCACAUAAAUGAUGUAACUAGGAUACCUUCACCUAAAAAGUGGUAGUCCCACCUCAAAAAGCCAGUUUACUAAAAUAACAAACUAAAACAUUAAUAAAUAUACUUUACACCCUUGAUACAUGUUAAUAUCGGUGUCUUUCUUGUAGAAGACAAGAAAGACACCUAUGGCUGCAGUAGUUUUUUUUGUUACAUUUUAUAAUAAGCCACCCACCGAAAGUCUUAAAAAUGUCUUUUCAAACUGUCACUUUAGGUCAUCUUUGAAAAAUGCAUUCAGACUAAUCAGUGUGUUGUGUUUUUUUCCCCCAUUAAAAAGCAAGUUUCAUCAUGGCGAAAGAGCAGAUUUAGUUACAUUCUUUAACCCAUGUAUUACUUUGGCACAGUUGCAGAUCAAACAUGCUGUGACUCAGGCUGAAAUCCAACAGCUCAAGAGGAAGCUAAAUCAUGCAGAGCAGGAGAAGCAGCGCUGGCGUACUGAAAAGGCCCAGAUGGAGCGUAACAUGCAGGAGAACCGGGAGCGCAUGGAGAAGCUGGAGGGAUAUUGGAUGGAGGCGCAGAGUCUUUGCCAGGCUGUGGAUGAGCACCUGAAAGAAACCCAGGCUCAGUACCAGGCUCUAGAACGCAAAUACAGCAAGGCCAAACGCCUUAUAAAAGAGUAUCAGCAAAAGUGAGAGAAAACACACAGAUACUAAUCCACAUCCACAUUCUUACUGAAGAUCCUGUUUAGCUUGAACCUUGACUUUAAAGAUGAAUAUAUGUCCAUAUAUUC
Messenger RNA from Sinocyclocheilus grahami, 997 nucleotides. Its product is annotated as neurabin-2-like. Gene Ontology annotation, biological process: calcium-mediated signaling; actin filament organization; neuron projection development. The transcript has 2 exons. Gene Ontology annotation, molecular function: actin filament binding. NCBI's taxonomy places the organism in Eukaryota, Metazoa, Chordata, Actinopteri, Cypriniformes, Cyprinidae. Gene Ontology annotation, cellular component: postsynaptic density; dendrite; cytoplasm. The record is from RefSeq and is a predicted model, not a curated record. The coding region runs from base 396 to 899 and encodes 167 amino acids.